AUGUAAUCUAUUCGUAAAUAGCGUAUGAAUAAAAUCAUGCAAGUUUAAGGAGAAGUUGGAUAGCAUAAAGGGUAUGCUGCUAUAAAAAUAGUCUCAAAUGUACAUGAGCUGCUAAGAAAAAGUAAAUCGGAAACUAAUUGUAUUGGAGAAUUAGCCAUACAAGAUAUAAGUAAAAAACUGUUGCAGGAUUAAUUUAACUCUAUCAAAAUGUAUGAUAUCCCAAAAGGAGAAGACAAACCAGGUAUUCAAUUCAAAUCAGUUCACAGUAUGUAUGACCUACAAGCAUUAAAGAUGACUAAGUUAUACAAAAAGAAUGAAAGAAAUGCAAUUGAAAAGUAGGUUAGAUCUCAAUUAGCAAAAGAGCCUGAUAAAUAGUUACUUUUGUCUGAAAUUUAUGAGCAAUUAGAAGACAAUUCUGAUGGUGAAGUACUUAAGAGGAAAUAAAAAGUUAAAGAGGAAUCCUUAGCAACUCAGUCAAAAGAAUAUGAUGAUUCUAAAGAUUAAUUGACAGAUCUUAAAUAAUGGACAAAGAAGAUGAAAGAAUUGAAAAAAAAGUAAUAAAAUAAAAAGAAUGAGAAUGAUACAAUAGUUCUUCCAAGAAGUAAAGAGAGAGCUUAAACUGAAAUAAAGAAUCCUUUAAUUCGUUAAAAUGGAACUUAAAAUAAAAAAAUUGAAAAAUCAAAUUCACCUUCUAAUACUCAAAAUCCUCUUCAAUCUUAUAAGGAUAUAAUGAAAAAUGCAGUUUCUAAAGCUAAAUAACUUAAGAGUUUAAAUGAAGAUUUAAGUGUAGAACGAUCAGUUGAAUAAUAUCUUUAAAAAGCAUCUUCAGUGGCAUUAAAUGAACUUAAAGAGAUUGGUGAAUUGAAUAUUGAUGAAGAGAAAGGUCUUUCAACAAAUUUUGAUUACACUAAUGAAGAUAUCUAAAGAAUGUACAAUACUCUUGUUAAAGUUCAAUUAUCAUAAUUCAAAUCAGAAGCAGAAAAAGCAAAAUUUUAUAAAAAAUAAACUUAAUUAAUAGCUAAUAAAUUAAUACAAAAGAUUAAAUAAAAUGAAUAAAUUAUUGAUGCAAGGAUUACAGCAUAAGAAAAAUUAAGAUUAGAGACUCAUGAUUUUCAUGAUAAAUUAAUUUAAAUAAAAUAAUUAUCUUAAUAAUUGUAAUAAGAAAUAUAAGAAAUGAAAGAUCCUAAAUUAUCAAUGUAAAUAAAUAAAUCUCGUAUGUCUUUAGUCAAUUAAUUGAUGAGUUCAUAAAAUAAAGAAAAAGAAUUAUAAUAAGAUUUGAAUAUCUUAAAAGAAAGUCGUAUAGCAUAUAAAAAUAAAAUUUUAUUCAAUAAAAAAACUUUAGAAUAAAUAGAUUCAGAUCUAUAAUCUAAAAAAAAGGAAAAUAAAAAUUUAUAAAAAUGUCUCAUAAAUUUCUAUUUCUAAGUUUUAAAAAAUGGUUAAGAUGUUAGAAAUACAGGAAUAGCUUGGGUAAUAUCUAGACUAAAUGCUCUUAAUGAAAAAUCAUCUUAUUAAAGUUUUCCAGAAUAUUUAGAUUAAAAAGCUAAGGAAUAUUUACUACAAGUAUAAUUAAUAUUUAAUCAAGAAAGCUACUAUGUUAUAAGAAAUUGAAUAAUUAGAAAAAGAAUUAAGUGAAUCCUUUAAAUAGUACAAAUAAGAAUAAUCACUUGAUAAUAGUUUAGCAAUACUUCAACAAAGCUUAUCUCAUAAUGACUCUUUAGAUAUAUCAUCAUUACCUUCCAUAUUCCCUUAUGAUAGUCAUAAAUUAUCAGCCAUUGAUUUAACAUAGGCAAGAUUAUAAGCAACUAAAAGUAGUCGAAAUAAUUAUCAACUUGAUCAAUUAGGUCCUAUUACUCUUGGAUUAACAAAUUAAGAUAUUGAGAAUUUAGAGAAUAUGUUAACAAAGUUAAAUUCAAAAAAUUUGCCAGUGACUAAUGGAACUCUUAUUUAUAGAGAAACUUAAAAAAGAAUUAAAAAAUAAAUAAAACCAUAAGGAUCUAUGGAUGUUUCUUAAAUUAAUGAUUCAUCAACAGUAUUAAAAGAAUAAGCUAUUCAUUCAUAUGAUAAAUGUAACUCUCAAUUAAACAAAAUAAAAAUAAAAGUAUAUUUUAUAAUAAAUUAAAGUUAUUGCAUUUGGAUGAUGAAUAAGUAAUUCGAAUAGUAAAAGAAUUUGACUAUAAGAAUUAUAGUAAAAGGUUUAAUAUAGACCCAAUAACAGUUAUCUCAUGUUUAGUUGGAGGAAUAAGAUGUGAUAGAGAGAUCAUUAAAUAGGGAAUGAAGAAAACUCACUAUGAUUGA
Messenger RNA from Paramecium pentaurelia, 2295 nucleotides. Lineage: Eukaryota; Ciliophora; Oligohymenophorea; Peniculida; Parameciidae. The record is from the annotation of a GenBank genome assembly.